Aspergillus terreus NIH2624 is the source of this 876-nucleotide messenger RNA. RefSeq names its product TIP41 family protein. Gene Ontology annotation, biological process: TOR signaling. Lineage: Eukaryota; Fungi; Ascomycota; Eurotiomycetes; Eurotiales; Aspergillaceae. Gene Ontology annotation, cellular component: cytosol. The record is from RefSeq and is a predicted model, not a curated record. The transcript has 2 exons. The coding region runs from base 1 to 876 and encodes 291 amino acids.
AUGUCGUCGAACCAGUUCACAAGCUCCUCCUAUGCGCCGGGGAACCCGGCCGCUGUAUCCCCCACCGCGCAGCGGCCCAACUCCGUAUCCGUCCAGGGAUUCAGGAUCUCCACUCAGAAACGACCGAUAUUGAAAGCCGAACCGAUUGAAGAAAUGACCAAGAAGCUAGGCAUUGCGCCUCCAGAAAUGAUAUUUGGUGACAACUACGUGACGAUCGAGCAUGAAAAGUCGAAAUGGGGCAUUACGUUCAAUGCAUUCGAUGCGCUGGAUCGCGUCGAUAAGACGGGGUCCUCCAUGCUAAAGGUCGCCUAUUCGAAGGAAUGGCAACAGAGCAGAGAGAAGACACACGAAGGUAUCAAAGAAGUCGUCAAACCAUUCGAUUGGUCGUACAGCACAGAUUACAAGGGCACGCUUGCUCCAGACAGUCCGCCAUUUGUAGAAACAACAAAACAGAUUCCGAUUGAACUGUUGAAGCGCCCAGACCCUAUAUUGUUCUUCGAUGAGGUCAUCUUAUAUGAGGACGAACUCGCCGACAAUGGCAUUACGAUGCUGUCAUGCAAGAUCCGCGUCAUGCCUUCCAGGCUACUUCUACUUUUGCGAUUCUUCAUGAGAUUAGACAAUGUCCUAUUUCGACUGCGGGACACGAGAGUCUACGUCGAUUUUGAGCAGCAAGAGGUCAUUCGAGAGUAUCAGUCCAAAGAAGGCGAGUACGAGGCAGUCCGAAAGGUAACCGACGGUUCCGUGUACCCCCGCACUCUCCAAGACGCGCUAAUCACAUUUGAAGGCACUGGCUACGGCCCGCGAAGACGCUCCUGCAGUUAUGAGGGACCCCAACCGCAUCUCGGAGCUUCUCCCUUUGUUGAAAAGGGACAUUGA